Panonychus citri (citrus red mite) is the source of this 4408-nucleotide messenger RNA. Its product is annotated as protein artichoke-like. NCBI's taxonomy places the organism in Eukaryota, Metazoa, Arthropoda, Arachnida, Trombidiformes, Tetranychidae. Gene Ontology annotation, molecular function: protein binding. Gene Ontology annotation, cellular component: extracellular matrix. The record is from RefSeq and is a predicted model, not a curated record.
AUGGAAGAAUCUUCAAAAGGUGCCCAUGAAUCUGUAUGUGAAAAAGUGAAAAUACUACAAAAAGAUGCUGUUUAUGAUUCUAUGGAUGAAACUUCAAAAUCUGAAGAAAAGGCAAUAGAUAUGCCUAAACUGGAAAAGUUGAUCAAAGAUUAUGAUUCUCCAAAAAUCGUUGAUGAACAAAAUCGAAGAGAAAUUGAAUCAUUCAAUGAAAUCUCAGAGACUGAUCCAACAUAUAAGAUCAAAUCUAAGAAUCAAGUUUUCCUAGAAGGAUUGAUUCAAUUGGAUCUAGAUAAAUACACUUUGCUGUUAAAAUUCAAAGCCUGGAAACCUUUGUCACUUCGUCCAAUUAAUUAUGAUAUUGAUUCCAAAUCAUCAAAACCUUCAAUCAAAGUAACUCGUGAUCUCUGUCCUUUAAUGGACUCUAAUGGAACCUCUUUGGGCUGUUCGUGUUACCAGUUUACCGAUGGACUUUACGUCGAAUGCCCAUCAACCGAUAUCGAGGCCAUUGCAACGACACUUCGUCUUCUUUCCAGUCCAGUUAAAUCAUUAACCAUUUACAAUCUUAAUGGAAACAUUACCUUUCUACCUUCAAGUGUUGCCUUAGGUCACUCUCUGGUUAAUUCUAAAUUAAAGGUGUUACCUCAAUCCUCUCUAGCAGGCCUUCGAAGUCUAACAACACUUGACCUUGAGGCCAAUGAAAUCGAUGAGAUUGAAAGUUAUACAGCUUAUGGUCUUCCUCUGGAGACUCUCAAUCUUCAUGGUAAUCGAAUUUCAUCUUUACUUGAAUAUUCAUUUGUGGCCUUGAGGCAACUCGAAAAGUUGACACUUUCAUCUAAUAGAAUUGGGUUUCCUUUGGUGGCUCUUCGUCGUCUUCGUAAACUUCGUGAACUUAAACUUUGGAACAAAAUCACCGACAUUACCGAUGAUGGGUUUACCCGACUCACAGCACUAACUACACUUGACCUUUCUUCAAAUGCCCUUCGAACUUUAUCUGAUAAAAGUUUCAUAACUAUGCCCAAACUCACAACUCUGUCUCUUUAUAACAAUAAAUUGACUUUUCUUGAAGAACGAACAUUUUUUACUCUGCUUGACCUUGAAUCGAUUGAUCUAAGCCACAACUCGCUUCGACUUCUUCCCUCCGAAUUAUUUGCAGGUUUAACUAAACUAAAGACGAUUGACAUUUCUCAUAACCAUCUUCACUCAAUCGAUUUUGGAACAUUUCAUAAUUUACCUUCACUAAGGGAACUUUAUCUUAAUCGAAACAAUGCUUCGAUUAAUCAACGAUACUUUUGGAACUCAACUAACCUUUCAGUGCUUUGGUUAACCAAUAACGCGUUGACUGACAUUGAAUUUGCUAUACACCCAAAUCUUUUCAAAUACAACCACGAACUUCGUUCCCUUUCACUUGACAACAAUUUAAUUGCAAAUAUUCAACCAGGAACUUUUCAGGAGCUAGUAGAGCUUCGUGAUCUCAGAUUACAACGGAACUUAUUGAAAAAAGUUCGAAAAGGUGUUUUCUAUUCGUUCCCAAAUCUUCAGGAGCUUCAUCUUCAAAACAACCGAAUUGAGGUGAUUGAGAAUGAGGCACUGGCGAGUUUGGCUAAUCUUGAACUUCUCAACAUUCAGGGUAAUAAGUUGAUCGAAAUGUCUGAUUCUCUAUCCAAGUUUCCGUCCUCAUUGAAAUAUCUUCAACUCAAUAACAACACAAUCUACACUGUACACAAUGAUUCGUUAACAGGCCAGUCUGGCCUCGAAAUCCUUUGGUUAAAUUGGAAUAAAAUCCAAAAGUUGACUAAACAAGUUUUCGCUUCGUGUUCAGGGUUACAAAAGUUGUAUCUCGAAAAUAACGAGAUCUCAUCGAUUGAAGUUGGAACAUUUGAAUCUCUAAGCCAACUGAUUUACUUGAACCUCGAGAACAAUAAUCUUAAUCACUUGUCGGAAGGUGUUUUUCGUGGUGUCACCUCAUUAGCACAACUCUACCUAUCAGGUAAUCACUUGAUGGACAUUGAGCCAGCAAGUUUCAGUUCGUUGUCAUUGUCAUUAAGAUAUUUGUCAAUGUCUAACAAUCAGCUGUACGUUAUACGAAAUCAUUUUUUCACCAAUCUUUCAAAUCUUGAUGAACUCUAUCUGUCUAAUGUUAUGGUAGAGGAAAUUGACCCUUUAACUUUUAGUUACUUGACCUCAUUGACAAUCCUUGAUCUGAGUGACAAUAAUUUAUCAUCCGACAAACUGGAUACAUUGGCACUUCCAUCCACUUUGAAGCACUUGAACAUCUCAUCAAAUAACGGGACAUCUUUGAAAAGCUACCAUUUCCUAUCGACAUCAAGUUUAUCCAUUUUUGAUGCUUCUUUUCUGGAAUAUCUUCUUAUGAUAAAAUUGUAUCUUCGUCGUCUUCUUCAUCAUGUUCAUCUUUACACUCUCUUCCUUCAAGGUAAUGGAUUGACUUCAGUUUUCAGUGAAGAUACAAUUCCACCAUCGUCAAUAUCAUGUCCACAAUUAAGUGAAUUAUAUCUUGAUUAUAAUCUAAUUGAAUUUCUUCCUAAGCCCGAACUUGGCUCAUUUCGUCAUUAUCAGCACCUUGAGAAACUUAAUCUAUCCAAUAACUCACUUUCCACUCUUGACCCUGGGUCACUUGUUAAUCUUAAACAUCUUAAGUUUCUUGAUUUAUCUAAUAAUGUGAUGAGAUAUAUUUCAACUGAUGUUUUCAGUAAUUUAUCAUCACUCCAAGUUAUUCAUUUAUCGGGAAAUUGGUUUCAAUAUAUUCCCAACAAUUUCAUAAGAUCCGGAUUAUCUACCCUUAAGGAUUACAUUUCAGGUAAUCCAAUGUUACGGAUUCGUGAAGAUUUAAGUAUCUCCGGCUCAUUUGAAUCUCUUACCGAGUUGACCAUAAGUUCAGGCAAUCUAUCAAUAAUUGCCUCACACGAUUUUUUCGGAUUCGAAGCGAUAACUAAAUUAACUUUAAGUCAAAAUCAUAUAAGUAAAAUAUCACCGGGAUCAUUUCGUCCGCUAAUCGGUUUGAUUUACCUCGAUUUAAGUUACAAUGAGUUAGAAAUUUUACCUGAAGAAAGAUUAUCUGGUUUAAUUCACCUGGAAUUGCUCAAUGUUACCCAUAAUCAUCUAGUUGAGUUGCCUUAUUUUGGUCCAUCACCUUCAUCCUCAUCUAAUCUUAAAACAGUUGACCUUUCAUAUAAUAGAUUGAGUCGCCUUGACACCCUCGGACAUUUGGGCGAUUCACUGACCACCUUAAUCCUAACGGGCAACUCAAUAUCUUGGAUUGCCAACAAUGCUUUCCAAAAUUUAACAUCUCUUUUAACACUUGACCUAAGGCAUAACUUUUUAACUCACAUGUCAGUGGUUCCCCUUGAAACUAUUGAAGUGACCAUUGACCAGCUCUACCUAACUGGUAAUCCAUUACAUUGUGAUUGCCGUUUAUUAUCCCUCUGGGAAUGGUUACAAAGUCAUUCACGUUUACUUGGAUCAGCUGAUCAAGACAAGGAUUUAUCAUGUGCUGGUCCAGGUAAAUUGUUUUCAUCGAUGAUUUUAAGUUUACAUCCAGUUGAUUUCUGUCCCAUACCAACCAUAUCAAUCCUUGAGGUGUACAAACUUGAUCCGCAAGGGAUAACAAUUCACUGGGAGGUUACCAAUGAAAGUCUUGUCUCGGGUUACACAAUAGAUUAUCAUGUUACAUCAGCAAGAUUUCCGGUUCCUGUUUCGAAAGAAUUGUCUCCAUUGCAACGAUACGUUACCCUUGAAAAUCUUUCAAGUGAAACUUGGUACACAGUUUGCCUACACGCUAACGAAAAGUAUCUUAAAAACAAUGGCAAACCUCGAGCUUACGUGGUGGGUCAGCAAAGAAUAAAUUACGCUGAGUAUUCACCAUCAAAUCGAAAAUGCAUUCAGGCUCGGACGCUUGCAGCCAAUGAAAAGACUCGAAUGUCGAUAUCAACUGUUGGAAUCAUCGUCAGUGUUUCUAUUUGUGCUGUUUUCAUUAUAAUUCUUGUUGGCCUACUGACUUCGAUCAAUAUAAAGCGAAAGAGACGGAAACGGACAGUGAAAGAUGAGGUUCCAGAAGAGUACAUUACUUAUAGACAUUUUUCACUUCCAACCCUGACAAAUGCUGAUAUGUAACUAAUUAACUUCUCUGUAAAUAUGAUUAGCAAUUAAAUAAACAUUCAUAUGAAACCAACUGAAUUUGUAUUAUAAAACAUAACAAAGUAAACUUUCAACUCGAACUCUUUAUUCAAAUGAAUUGUUGUUCUACCUAAAAUAAUAAUACUUAUAAAAAGUAUUGAUAACAAUUGAAAAUCAUUCUCUUGUCAUUAACUAAAUGUAAAUAAACUCAAUUAACUUUUAUUAAAACAUUUUAACAUAUUGGAAUAUUUAAUAACCAAUGAAAUUACAAAUUGAA